AUGUCUGCCUUUUUAUCUAAAAUAAGACAUUCAGUAUCAGCAAGCUCCACAAAUGAAGAAAUAGGUAACAAUGUCUAUGAGUUGAAGAACAUUGACCUUCAUACAAUUGAAAGUCUUGAUGAAUCUUCAGAUGAUUCUGAUGUUCAAUUGAAUACAAAUGGUGCCCCAGUGGAAAAAGAUAACCCAUUAGGUUAUAACAUUGGUUACACUUCAUUGAUUUAUCUAGUGGUAUCAGGUGUCAUAGGAACAGGUAUUUUCAGUACACCAGGGACAAUCUUGAAACAGAUUGGUUCCAUUGGUGGUUCUUAUAUAUUAUGGGUUGUUGGUUUCAUUAUUGCAUUGUUUAAAGUUGUCAUAUAUAUUGAAUAUGUUACAUAUUUCAAAAACAGAUCAGGUGGUGAUGUCGCUUACUUGGAACAAGCAUUUCCUAAACCAAUGUUUUUAGUUCCAACCGUUUAUGCUGCUGUUAAUGUUGUCUUGUCAUUUUUAAACAGUUCUGCUGUGGCAUUUGGUCAAUAUAUUUUGAACGCUGCAGAAAUUGAAGUUACUACAUGGAGACAAAGAGGUGUUGGUGUUGGUAUUUUGACAUUCACUUGUUUACUUGCAGCAUUAAGUACUAAAUGGUCAUUAAGAUUAUCUAAUUGGUUAGGACAUGCAAAGAUCAUCACAUUGGCAUUCAUUGCAAUCACAGGGUUUGUUGUAUUGGGUGGUGGUACUAGUGUUAAAAAUCCAAGGGCUAAUUUCCAUAAUGCAAUGGAUGGUGCUACAAAGCAACCAAAUUCAAUUGCAAAUGCAAUUAUUAAAAUUUCAUUUUCUUAUGGUGGUACAGGUUAUGCAUUUGGUGUUGUUUCUGAAUUGAAACCUGAAAGAAGAUUCAAAGGUUAUACAAGAGUUGUUCCAUUAACUUUUUUCCUCAUCUUCAUCCUUUAUAUAUUGACAGUUACAGCUUUUUAUGCAGGUGCUGGUACUAUUAAAGAAAUUAAAAAUUCAGGUGUCUUAACAGCUAGUUUAUUUUUUGAAAAUGUUUUCAAAACAAGAGCAGCAACAAGAGCUCUAAGUGUAUUAGUUGCCCUAUCAGCAUAUGGACAUUUAAUACCUGCAGUUAUCUCACAUUCAAGAAGUUUAAGAGAAUGUGGUCGUCAAGGUGUUUUACCAUUUAGAGAUUUCUGGGUCUCUACAAAACCAUUUGGAACUCCAUUAGGUCCAAUCUUCAUUACAUGGUUAGUUAAUACAGUUGUUAUGAUUGCUCCACCUGCUGGUGAUGCUUAUAAUUUCAUUGUGGAUAUAGGCUCUUAUGCUGGUUAUGUGUUCGACUUACAAAUGGCUGUUGGUUUAUUAUUAGUUAGAAGUCAAAGAAAAUCAUUAGGUUUAGGGUUCGCAGGUUUCAAAGUUCCAUUACCUGUUAUAAUCAUCCAGAUCUUAUUCCAAAUGUUUGUUUUAGUUAUGCCAUUAGUCCCACCAAGAGCAAAAGAUGGUUCAAUUGAUUUGAAUGGUGGUGAUGUUAGUUUCUUUUAUGCAACAUAUUGUGUUGUCGCUAUAGGGUUAUUAGUUACUUGUGUUUUCUACUAUGUUUUAUGGCAAUUCAUUCUACCUUCUAUUGGUGGAUACAAACAUAGAGUGGAACGUUAUAAACUUGAAAAUGGUGAAUUGGGUAAUCGUGUCGUGAAAGUUCCAGUUGAUGAGUUAGAAGAAUGGGACCGUAAACAUGGCCAUGAUGUAAAGUUGAAUGAAACUCAAGGAAACCUAGAGACGAUCGAUUUUGUACAUGAAUCUAAGAAAUGA
This is a messenger RNA of Hansenula anomala, 1782 nucleotides long. RefSeq lists its product as uncharacterized. Gene Ontology annotation, biological process: amino acid transmembrane transport. Gene Ontology annotation, cellular component: membrane. The record is from RefSeq and is a predicted model, not a curated record. The transcript has a single exon. NCBI's taxonomy places the organism in Eukaryota, Fungi, Ascomycota, Saccharomycetes, Phaffomycetales, Wickerhamomycetaceae. Bases 1 to 1782 code for a protein of 593 amino acids. Gene Ontology annotation, molecular function: L-amino acid transmembrane transporter activity.